AUGAAAGACUUAGUAAGCUUAGAUUUCAGCAAUAAAAUAACUUAACCUUAGAACCUAAAUUAGUUGGACAGUGAAAGUGACAAUUUGCCAGAUAAUUCUAAGAUCUAGAAAAAAAGUAAAUUAAUUUGUUUUUACAGUAUUAUAGCCAAGAGGUGCUCUAAAUACCUUAAGAUCGAUGACGAGAAAAGGAAAAUCAUUAUAUUCGAGGUAAUGGUAAUGAAUAAUCCGCUCAAAAACGUCUGCCAAAAAUAUGACAUAAACUUUUCUAGCGCAAAGAAUGUCAUAUAAAUCUUUAAGAAAGAGGGGAGACUUGAGAAGAAAGUUCAACGAGCUCGCAAGACUAAAAAAUAAAAUGGGUCAAAAAAUGACUCAAUUGGAACAGACGAUGAAAAUCUAGAAAUCCAGGAGGAUUAUAUUUAAGGGAGUAAGAACGAAACGAUACUGAUAAAUCAGAAUAAAAGCAACUGUGGAAUACUUUUGUAUCUUAACGAGGAGGAUGGAUUCAGUUUGCGUCGUAAAGUAGACUUCAAAGAUGAUGAAAAAAUUCUUAUAUAAUAGAUGCUAAGUCAAAAUUUGACCCAGUAAUCCUAGUUCGCAUGCCGAACUAUCAAUAAUAGGUGA
This is a messenger RNA of Stylonychia lemnae, 621 nucleotides long. Lineage: Eukaryota; Ciliophora; Spirotrichea; Sporadotrichida; Oxytrichidae. The record is from the annotation of a GenBank genome assembly.